AGGUGGAAGGGCUGUCAUUCCCAUCAUCAGCGUGUGGGCUAUUAGCUGGAUUUGUCGUUGGCAAUGGAUGCGUGUAAAUGAAAAUACAUCUUUGCAUCGUUUGGGCUGCCUGACCAUGGCUUCUGAAUGCACCCAAGAAGCGGUUUUACGUUUUCUAAUUGAAAAGGGGGGGAGAGUCAAAAACAGAGAACUGAUUGACCACUUUAAAGUAACUGUUUCGGGUGAUCCAUCAUCGAAAGCGACGUUUAAGGAGACGUUAAAACGAUUUGUGGACAACAUUGCUUUUGUCAAGCAGGAAAAUGGGGAGAAAUACGUCUGUUUGAAGAAAAAAUAUAGAGAGGCGGUGACCCAAACAGUCGAGCGAGAUGAUGGAGAAUGCAAUGGAAAUGGUCUCCCUGCGGAUGGGAUUAUUCUAUCCAAGCGGAAUGGAAGCUGCUGCGCCAGUGGUGCUACAUGCGACCAGGAAAACGAAUCAGCCCCUGAAGUGGCAGAUGGAAUAGGUGAGGAGACAGCUCCGUCCUCUGAAGUUCAGUCAGCCCUCAACCUGGACCCAUCCGCUAAUGAAAACGAAUCUGAGCACGUCGUCUUCAGAGGUCCGACAAUAUCUGGAGUCAAUCGCCGCCGAACAUCGAGGGGCUCUCAGCGGAGUUUGCUGGCCCUUUCCGAGGACAUGACGAACGAAUCUGUGUUCGACACUGGCGACAGCAACACCCCCAAAGGCAGCAGAAAGAAUUUCAUUGAACUCAUGAUGAGCAGCUCGCCUCAAGUCCGUCGCACCCUGGUGCACAGAAACUCUCAAACCAACAUGUCCGUGACAAACCGGGAAUCUGUCAGAAGCGAGGGAGACACGGCGUCCCUACUGUCAGGCGAGGGUGACUGCGCGUCUGUGACGCUGGAUCCCCUGGAGCACGAGUGGAUGAUGUGCGCAUCCGAUGGACAGUGGGAGAGCCUUCAGAGGCUCCUGGUCUGUGAGGCAAACCUCAUCACCAAGAGAGACUUUGUGACUGGCUUCACUUGUCUGCACUGGGCAGCUAAACAAGGCAAACCAGAACUCCUCGCCAACCUGGUCACUUUUGCAAAAGAGCAUGACAUUCCAGUCAAUAUUAAUGCACGGAGCAGUGCCGGAUACACACCUCUGCACCUGGCUGCUAUGCACAAUCACGUGGAGGUGAUGAAGCUCCUGGUGGGGGCCUAUGAUGCAGACGUGGAGAUGAGGGAUUACAGUGGUAAGAAAGCCUCCCAGUACCUCAGCAGCAGCGUGGCCGGGGACCUGAAAGACAUUGUCGGCGGCACCAGUGACUCAGAUGUGGAGAAUGCAGAGAGUGGGGCCGGCUGGUGGAGACUGGCUAAGGGCCUGCCCUCCAAUUUGAACCCUCUCAGGCUGCUGAACCAGGCUGCUGAUGAGGCCCAGUGUGACAGUGGGGGGGCGGUGGCAGUGAGGCCCAGGUCACUGUACAGGAAAACAUCCAUUGGGAGGAUCAAGCUGAACCGAAACCGCUUCAAGACCCAAAUAGUGCACAGCACGUCGUUCCGAGAGACAGACGAAGGAGAAGGGUCCCUCCUGAGUCCAGUGAAAUCUAGACCUAUGUCAAACCUAUUUGGCUGAAGAAGUUUAUGCACUACAGACAAAAGUGGUUAUUAAAAUACCUCAGAAUAA
Molecule: messenger RNA, 1657 nt
Organism: Engraulis encrasicolus (European anchovy)
Lineage: Eukaryota; Metazoa; Chordata; Actinopteri; Clupeiformes; Engraulidae
Gene: sowahca
Product: sosondowah ankyrin repeat domain family Ca
Exons: 2
Coding region: 68-1606 (512 amino acids)
Molecular function (GO): protein binding
Source: RefSeq, a predicted model, not a curated record